UUCGCUCUCUCGGGUGCGUGCACAGCCACCGCUUACGUCGCUCUGUAAUAGACAGCGAUAAACAACGGCUAGUUGAUUCACCAGUGGGCGCUCGUGCAGUAAAACGCAGACCCUCGGAUUUACAUUUCGUGACUGUGCGCCCGAAUAAUAAUGUUCCACUGUCUAAUCAUCGGCGCAGUGGGAUAUAAAUGUUGAGUCGGUACGGCCGAAAAAAGAUUCAAGCGAGCGACUCGUUCGCUCACCUGCCUUGCGCUUUACAAGCGGCGGCUUUUCGCGGACGCGCGGCGCUUCGUGCGAAAGUGGACAUCGACGGGGCAGCGCGAAACCGCGCUCGGAAUCGCGUUUUCGCUGCGACGUUUGUGCGGGUACACCUAACGCAUCGAUUAUUGAUUCAGUUGCAAAUAGAAGCGAAUGAUAAAUUUAUUAGUAGCGGAGUGAACACCUAUCCCACCGAUAAGACAUCGGUUGGAGCAAAUGAUAAUCUGCAAGUACUAUAUCCUUCGCAUAUGCCGGAUGAGGUGAAACAUCCCAACCAGGUUCCAACAAUGUGUCCUUGGUCAAUCUCGUCACGUGAGAGAUCAAGCAUUGUCACGCAGUAAUCUACCUGGCUGGCGACCUUUCCUUGCAAAGGAAAAGGUAAAACGACCCUGCAAAGGUAAAACGAUCCUGUAAAGAGUCCUAUUAAAGUAACAACU
Messenger RNA from Harpegnathos saltator (Jerdon's jumping ant), 695 nucleotides. RefSeq lists its product as uncharacterized. The transcript is spliced from 2 exons. The record is from RefSeq and is a predicted model, not a curated record. The coding region runs from base 189 to 599 and encodes 136 amino acids. Lineage: Eukaryota; Metazoa; Arthropoda; Insecta; Hymenoptera; Formicidae.